Molecule: messenger RNA, 1582 nt
Organism: Euleptes europaea (tarantolino)
Lineage: Eukaryota; Metazoa; Chordata; Lepidosauria; Squamata; Sphaerodactylidae
Gene: DCDC2
Product: doublecortin domain containing 2
Exons: 11
Coding region: 122-1495 (457 amino acids)
Biological process (GO): dendrite morphogenesis; regulation of cilium assembly; cilium assembly
Cellular component (GO): microtubule; microtubule organizing center; kinocilium
Source: RefSeq, a predicted model, not a curated record
AGAGAGAGAGAGAGAAACUGUCACAUCCGAGUGAGACGAAGAAUCUGGACUUUGCUGUGCUCAGGUGUGCAUCUCAAAGUUUCCAUUAGAAACCGGAAACAGAAGAAGGAGAAGUGCAGCUAUGAGUAGUCCUAGUGCCAAGCCAACAUGUCUGUCGCAGCCUGUGGUGAAGAGUGUGAUGGUGUAUCGCAAUGGAGACCCAUUCUUCCCAGGGCGCCGAGUGGUCAUCCACGAGAAGAAAGUGUCUAGUUUUGAUGUCUUCCUGAAAGAGGUGACCGGUGGGGUGAACGCUCCCUUUGGGGCUGUGCGGAAUAUCUAUACUCCUCGUGGUGGGCACCGUGUCCGGCAACUGGACGAGAUUCAAAGUGGGGAACACUAUGUUGCUGGUGGCCGAGAAGCCUUCAAAAAACUGAACUACUUGGACAUAGGAGAACCGAAGAAAAGGCCUAUAGAAACGAAUAAUGAGGUAAAGCCAGUUACCCACAGCAGAAUCAAUGUGUCGGCACGCUUUCGAAAGCCCCUUCAGGAGCCAUGUACUGUUUUCCUGAUUGCGAAUGGUGAUCUCAUAAGCCCGGCAGUGCGUCUUUUUAUCCCAAGGAAAACGCUGAAUCAGUGGGAACAUGUUCUUGAAAUGGUUACUGAGAAAAUUACUCUCAGAAAUGGAGCUGUGCACAGGCUCUACACUUUAGAAGGAAAACCUGUGGAGAGUGGAUUGGAUUUGGAAAACGGACAGUUUUAUGUAGCAGUUGGCAGAGACAAAUUUAAGAAGUUACCCUAUAGUGAAGUACUGUUUACCAAAUCUACAGUUAGGAGAUCUUAUGGGUCAAAAUCAUCUGGGAAGUCUAAGGGGAGUUCCAAAUCUACUGAUACGGGUGACACAGUAUCUUCUCCUCCACCUUCAAAGAGGAAAGAAAAGCAUAGACAGAAUCAAGAGUCUAAAAAAACUGAAAAAUCAAAAGAUGUACAAGUAGUAACCAAAACUUAUAUUCUUCCAGAUAAUGAUGAAGGUGUUUACAAGGCUGGGAAAAAACCAUCUGAAAUACGGGGGGCCGUGGAAGUCCAGGAAGACGAAGACACUCAAACUGAGAUCCCAAUUGAUCAGCGGCCAGCAGAAACUGUGGAUGAGGAAGAAAAUGUCACUCGGCACAAUGGAGAAUACACAGCAAUGAAUGGGGAGACUGAGCCAGGUGAAGAAACUGAGGAGACCAUCAACGAAGUGGAUGAAAACAAAGAGAAAAUGGACGACCAUUCCGAAAAUGAGCAGCCGGAGCUUGAUGCAGCAGGGGAGGGCGAGACGAGCCAUGCGCAGGGUGGAACAAAUGAAGAAAAUGGUGAGGAAAUGGAUCUUAAUGGUCACGAAGAAGAAGCAAAAGAAAGCGCUCAUGAUCUGACGCAGGGUGAUGCCCAGAAAACUUCCGCUCCAAGAGUAACCGUCACCAGUCCUCAGGAAAGUGAAAAAAACGAACAAACUAAUGCCUAUGCAGCAGUAGCAUAGAUAUAUUUUAAAGGACCUAGGUUAAUAGAUAAUGAAGGAUUUUAUAUUUGAAUUGCAGAGCAUCUUUUUCUGUACUCGAUUAAUUUA